Molecule: messenger RNA, 735 nt
Organism: Laccaria bicolor S238N-H82
Lineage: Eukaryota; Fungi; Basidiomycota; Agaricomycetes; Agaricales; Hydnangiaceae
Exons: 7
Coding region: 1-735 (244 amino acids)
Source: RefSeq, a predicted model, not a curated record
AUGGACGCUCGUUACAACAAAACCCAAGCCAUGGAAGAUCUUAUCCGGUAUACAGAGGCCAGAGGUAGAUGCGACAUCGGUACCGAUUGCCAGCAACUGCUUGAAGUCGACAUUGAUAAACUCGAAAUCGUGGCGUACACAAGGCCAGACACGUACCGUCUUUGCAAAUUCGACGAGAAAUCCGAUAGUAUGCAAGAGGUUAUCGUACGACUUCAAGGCAUUUUUGCUGAGACUCAUGUUAAAAAGAUUAGAGGUCUUCGUCAAGCAGUUCAAGUUACCGGUCUCGGAGAAGACAUCUUUGGAUCUAUCAUUCGAACGGUAGAAAAAAUUCAUCAAAAAUUCGAACUAGCGUUGCCGGUCAACACUUUGGGAUCUUUUCAACGCGGAGAAUACGAGGGCACAGUAGCACUGUAUGCUCACAACAGAUAUUUCACCGACAGAAGGCUUGCACCUCAACAAGAACACCAGCCUUUUCUUCCCAUGGUCGAUCCAUACGGCGCAUUGGACAAAUUGCGAUCGCAAACAUUUAUUCACAGUUGCGACAACAUAGUUGAAUACACCUCGUUGAGGAAGGAUGCAAAAGGGAAUGACGAAUAUUUCGUUAUCAAUCCAGCCACUUUUGGUUUGGGAGAUAUUGUGGAGAUCAGCGUUGGCUUCUGUACGAAAGAAAGCGUUGGCAGUCAGCAAGGGUUCCCUGCUGCCUACUUUAGGCCCCGCAUUGACCUUGAAACGUAA